This is a messenger RNA of Amoebophrya sp. A120, 315 nucleotides long. Lineage: Eukaryota; Dinophyceae; Syndiniales; Amoebophryaceae. The record is from the annotation of a GenBank genome assembly.
AUGCAUGCAGUGCAUUCAGAAUCAAUCUCGCGGAAAAAUGUGACUCAAGAUCGAAACGACUGCCUUAAUUUAGAAUUACAACACGACGUAGACCUGAAUGAAGUACAAUCCGCACGCGACAGCAAAGUAUCUGCCAGUGCGCAGAGUCGAUCCGAUUUCGUUGCGAGGGAAAUACUUUGGUAUUCAAAUUUUUCAACAAACAGUAAUCUUCGCUACCAUCGCUCCUUUCAAGAUGCGGUUGCAAGCAGCCACCUGCGCGCUUCUGACGCUCUCUUUCUUUCUACCGGCACGCGCUACUUCCCCCUUCUACACUAG